AUGAUGACGACGAGGAGAACGUUGACCUGGCGCAGGUAUUGGCGUACCUCCUGCGCAGGUAACGACCCGUCCCCAAGACAUCCCUGUGCUAGUUUUCUUUAAACUGACCUCACAGAAGCAAUUCCCUUUCUUAUAACACUCAUAACAUUUCUCACUGGCAUUCUCUGACACAGUUCAGUCUGUUCCUCAAAAUGAUAUGGCAAAAUUAACUGGCCUGUACAGUUUUAUCAUAUUAUUAUUAAAUAAUUUUAUAUACAAAGGUAGAGAUGCGAUUACUGAUUUGUAAAAUACAAAUAAGCCAUAAGUUGUAACACACUUUCACCUGAUGCACAUUAAUGCAACUUAUGUACUACCUCUCAGUUUUUAAAUGUGGUAAUGUAAAGUGCCUUCUCUGCCUUUCCUGCAGGGGGCAAGUACGGCUGGUACAGGGGGGAGGUCCUGCCAGUUUACACCUAGUGCAGUCUCUGUCUGACUCUGAUGAUGACAACGACAGUGCAUGGGAGGGCUGCCUAGGGGACCGCUACACACCUCCCGGUGAGUAAUCUCCCCCAGCUCUCUCACACCCACACACUACAUUAAAAGAAAAAUACUUUUAUAGUGUGGUAUUAUUAUUCAAGUACACAUCACUACUGCGUAUGUUGAACAGUACUCACGCUUAAGUGAGUAGUCCAGUAUUGAAAUGUGUUCAUUAUUUAAAGGAAAACUCCAAGCACCAUAACUACAACAGCUCACUGUAGUGUUUAUGGUUUCAAAAGUGUCUUUGCAGGGUUCGUAGUCAAAUUGUUUAUUAAAUACCUGGGGCGUGCAUGGUGUUUUAAAAAAUCAUGUCAAAGACUUUGAUGUGCCUAUUUUCCUGUUUUCUGUAGUGCUAUUAAAUUGUCUCUAGAUAAUAUCUCAUUACUUUUUUUUUACUUGCUCCUCCUUGCAGUUGACCCAGCUCCAGACACCGCUGUUUUGGAUCAGAGCCAAAUCAGGACGCAAGUUCUUUUAGCUACAGGGAGAUUAGGAGGUCAAAAGGAGCGCAGUAUCACACGCUUAUUAAGGGAGGUAUGAUAUCAUCCUACGUAUCGCAUGCUAACCAUUGAAGUUGUAAUAUCUUCUUCCUUUAGUUUUCUACAAAUGAAAAUGUGAUGUCUUCUAACAUGUCACUCUACUACUGGAGUUAUGAUCUUCUCCUUUUUUUCUAUAUAUUUCAUGCAGACUACAGGCAGCAUGAUAUCUUCUGACAUAUCUUAGGCCUAGUAGUGUGUUAUGUGUUCCUGUGUACAGGGAAAACUAAUAAUAAAAAGCAGUCCUGUAAAUAAUUUAAUGCAAGCUCUAUGCACCAGUCAAAAUAGCUUUCACAUUUAUAGGCAGAAUCAUACAAGAAAAUUGAGAAAUGAUCAGAUACACGUGCCCUGUUGUAUGUCGUAUUUUCGAGUUUGAAUAUCUUGCGACAUGCUUUAAUUUACUUUCUUCAGCAUCUUUAACACCUUAAGGACCAAACAUCUGGAAUAAAAGGGAAUCAUGACAUGUCACACAUGUCAUGUGUCCUUAAGGGGUUAAAUAUCCUCUCUCUUUUUUUUUUUUUAUUCUUUUUUUUUGCAGUGCAUAUGGGUUGAACAGACAUGCGUGUGGUACCCUCUGAGUGGAUGCAAGUGUGUAUAGACACAGAGAUUUCCGUGAGUCAUAUUAUUUGCUAGGCGGGAUCUGGGUUAGGAUAAAACAGACAUAUCAUGGCAUGGUAAGAGUAAUAUUGGAGAUCCCUUGUCCCUUGCGUCCCUAAUAUUAUUCUGCCGCAGCGUGAUUUCCCACAAGAAUAUACCCGGCUUGGGGCACAGUGAAGCAGAAACAGGAUUAUCAGACAUGCAUUCGUUAUUCUGGCUUUCUACGCUGUGGCUAGCAUGUUAUCGAAUAGAGGUGAUUAAGACAAGUGAGGAUAAUAAAACGCUUAACAGUUUUAGAUUAGUUACGCUAGUGUCGGUAAGAUGUGUUAUCAUAGUCUAUGCGUGAUCGGUUUGUGAUAGAGACGGUCCAGACGAGCAUGGUAGCCGCAGCGUGGUGCUAAGAUGUCUUAAGGUAACCUGUGAGAUGUCUCCUGCUGAGUCCGUGCACGUGAUGGUCUGUGCUUGUCUUUGUGUUGGCAUGGCAUUAUCCAUAGUCCACAAUCCCUGGUGAAGUGGCAACGAAAAUGUUUUAUAUCUCCGGCAGAGUGAGGUAACGAUCCCUGCGCCCCUAGCAGGGUCUCAGGCCUUGGGCCUCUGAGCAUAGCAAUCCGGUUCGCCUCACCCGAUGCCUUUCCUAGUGGCUUUGCUUGCGUGGCAGGGUCUGCGCCCCAUCGGGGCCCCUCCACCUGCAGAUGCUUUUGCUGUGACCUAGUCAGCCACACAGCAGGCUUUAUGAGCAUCCCCUCGCGGGGCUGCACUUUGCUGAUUGAGGGUUGGUGGAGUCGCUUGGUGGGAGGUUGGUCGGGUGUGUUGGCAGGCCCUCCUCUGGGGUUUGUAGUCGUGAGUGCUGUUAUCUGAGGGCCCCGGUGCUGGUUCCCGCCGUGAUGAGCUUCGGCUUUGCUUCCAACGGGCUGCCGCUCGGGAGUUACAGGGUGGGUUCCCCAGUAGGAGACGCCGGGUAGCCGGGUGGAUCCACGCCAUUGCCUCCCUCAGCGCUAGCUUGUAGAUUCGUCUUCGGGCUUUAAACUUCGCCCAGUAGGUGUUUAGCCGGCUAACGAACUCCGACAUGUGCGUGGGUGGCUUAGGAGAUAUUUGUUUGGCCAGUGGUUGCGUCUGAGCCGCCAUCUUGGCUAGGCCUUGUUUGUCCCGUUUGGCUGGAGAUUUUGUCGCUUGGUCAGGCAAUAGUAUGGGGAUGGUCGUCCCCAGCGAGGACCGGGAUGUCCCCCACCGGUCCAUGGGGGGGGGUAGCAGGGCUGUAGUGGGCUCUCGUUUAUGAGCUCGUCCUGUGUCAGGAGAGCGUCCGCCUCCCCCGGACCUCAGGCUUUGCUCUGGUGUAGGCCGCAUGGCCGGUAGCGUCUUUUCGGCGGUGCACCGGUGCCGGACUAGUACCAUUUUGUUCGGCAUGUUGCUCUGAGUCUGUUCCCGGUUACUCUGUGCCGCUUAUGUAAGUAUGUCGCUCGGUUUUGGCUCGUUUGUGCCCGUUGUUGCUGGAGCUCUCGGGAAGUGCUACCAGCCAUCUUGGCUGUCAGGCCCCACCCCCCCCCUUCUCUCAUUUUUAAAUAUCGAACGUGCAUGUAUUUCCACUGCUGCUCAGAUGUUUGAAAUUCCCUUAUUUGACUUGUGCACAUUACAAGUCCCCACUCCUUCUUACACAUACCUCAUCUCUGUGUGGAAACCUUAUAUUCAUUGAGCUAUCCAAGAGGUUUGUUAAUAAAAUUACAUACAUGACUGUCUACUAUAGCCAGCGUCUUGUCUUCAAACACCAGCCUCAUUAUAGACUCCCAUCUCAUCACAUCCUCAUGUCGUCUCACCUUCCUAUUCUACUUUAGUAAUCUGGAAGUAUUUAAAAAAUAAUCAGAGGUCUGUUUUAUAGUCCAGUGUCUAGGGAUAUAAUGUCAAGAAAAAAUUAAGCACUCUUCUGGGGGUGGUACUUUUUGUGACUGAUUGCUCCAUGUCUUUGGGCCAGGUCUGCUAUCCUAACUGGCUACAACAAAAGUGGCCUGAUGUGAAAACAUACAUUAUUUAAUGACUUAUUUGUACGGUAUGAAAUGUUCCUGCCCCCCCACCUUCCCAAUUCUUUAUUUUAAUACAGAUUUUCUUGUGGCUAUGGGGGUAACAAGAGCAGUACAUCCCAAAAUACCAAGAAUUAGCAUAUUACAGUAUACAGUUCACAUUAAAUCUAAUACAGUUGGUAUUGGUCUUGGCCUUUUAGCUUGUAGACCAGUUAGACCAGGGGUAGUCAACCUGGUCCCUAGGUUUGGGAUUUCAGGUGGGUGGUGGUGGGUUCUGCAGAAAACGCCCAGUGGGCCUCGAUGGCCGUGGACCAAGGCCGGCAGGGGAGAUCCUUUCAUCUUCCCUGCCGGCCCAUGCAGAGCCAGCCUUGCUGUAAGCCCUCUCGGGCUGGUGAAGAGAUCAAAGAUCUCCCUCACCGACUUACUGGCCCUUGGUUCCAGCAGAGGGAUGGAAGGGCCUGGGAGGCUCUGUGUUCCUCCUGUGAGCAGGCUGGUUGGAGCUUUGCCGUGCAUUACCAUGGCAACGCUCCGAUACAGUGCUGUGUUCGCAUGAGGACAGGAGAGUUAGCCUGCAGCCAGAAGAGCUGCGGGCUAAAGUGAACAUGCCACCACUGGACCACCAGGGCUUUCAGCAUAAUCCCCCUUCCCCCCUCCCGGUAAAAGGUAAGAAGGGAGGGAGAGACAUAAAGAUAGAUUUUCACAUCUCACCCACCUACACACAACAUAGACCCUAUGCACCCUUCACACAGAAACACACACUACCCCCUUACACGCACUCCGCCCCCUCACACGCACUCACACACAAACACACACACAGCAUCCUUCACACACACACACAACACCUCACAGACACACACAGAAAACAAAAGUAUAAUAGAAAAUAGAAAAAAAAAAUAUAUAGAUACAUUUAAGUACAUAUUUUAAAAAAAAAACGCAUUUAAAAAAAAUAUAUUUUUUAAAUUGCACUUGCGCUAUAAAAUUAGGUAUGGCGGUAAGGAGAUUUUACCAUCAACAGAGAUACAAAAGUGGGCUAUAGGUAUUAAAAGGUUGACUACCUGAGUUAGACUGUACACAGUAGAUAGAGAAAUGUUCCCAGGAGCCUGCUCAUUCGCGUCUUAACCCUGUGAGUAGGUGAGACCAUAACAAUGGAUUGGGUGUAGGGGUUUGUGACUACUGUCCUAACAGUUGUAGGAAACUAAUUCAACAAAACCACGGUAGGGACUGUGGGCAGGGUUAACUUCCAGUCUCCUAUGAGCGUAUGUCAGUGCUAUGCAUCAGUGUUAUUGUCUGUGUCUGCUCUCAAUGGGGUGGGAUUACGACAGGUGCAGUGCUGAACAAGUGUGCUCUGGGUGGGUUGGGACGGGGUAGAGAUGUCAGGGAUGGGGUGAGGAUAACUAUUUUCAUCAGAAAGAUAAGUUGAGUGAGUCCAGAUCUAUGGAAUAAAGAAAGUAGAAGGUGAGAAAGAAAAAUGAUAGCAUUGAAUCUGGGUGAAAUGUUAGAUAGUUACAUGUUCCUUUUAAUUACACUCUUGCAUCUAAACAUCAAAUGUAAUUGUCUUAAAGGACCACUAUAGUGCCAGGAAAACAUACUCGUUUUCCUGGCACUAUAGUGCCCUGAGGGUGCCCCCACCCUCAGGGUCCCCCUCCCGCCCGGCUCUGGGGAGAGGAAAGGGUUAAAACUUACCUUUUUUCCAGCACCGGGCGGGGAGCUCUCCGCCUCCGAUCCUCCCUUUCGGCUCAAUGCACACGCGCGACAAGAGCUGCGCGCGCAUUCAGCUGGUCUCAUAGGAAAGCAUUUACAAUGCUUUCCUAUGGACGCUUGCGUGUUCUCACUGUGAUUUUCACAGUGAGAAUCACGCGAGCGCCUCUAGCGGCUGUCAAUGAGACAGCCACUAGAGGAUUUGGAGGCUGGAUUAACCCUAUUAUAAACAUAGCAUUAAGCUGAAGUGGUCUGGGUGCCUAGAGUGGUCCUUUAAGCCAGCUUUCUCAUUUCCCUACUCUUAAUUUAAUAUUAAUGCCCACUAUUAGCUCCUAAAAUGGAUUGUUUCCCACCAUCACUAAUGAGCUGGACUUUUAUGCUUCAAUUUAUAAUCCUGCACAUGACCAUUACACAGCACAUGUUAUUAGACAUGUAAUGGUCAUGUGGAACUAAUCAUCUUUAGAGUCGGCUCUGAGAAAAGGUGGGAAUUCUGGUAAAAUAGUCUGGAAAAGAGAAGUGGAGCUAAUCCUUCAUCCAUUUUUACGUUUUGCUAAGUGCCUGGAUCUAUAAGAAAAACUAGCCCCUAUGUUUCUGUAUGUAUAUUAUGGAAAAUACAGUCUAUAAUGAAAAAAAGGCAGCUCAUGAAUUGUGAAAGAAUGAGUUCUAACAUGUAACUGUGCGGUGACAGAGCCACUUUAACUGUUCGUACUCCAUAUUGGUCACAUUCUUUAUGUAUUUUUACCUGGUGUACAUUACUCUUUAGCAUUUCGUCUUUCUGUGUUUAACUCAUUGACAAGUUCUUUCUCUUUCUUUUGAUUGUCUCUGUAGAGAGAAAGGACAGGAUGUGGUUUUUCAAUGGGGGAACAAUCCCGGGUAACAUCCUAGUAAGUAAUUUGAACUUAUGCUUUACUUGUGAAUAAAUGCUUUGGAAAUUGUUUUCAUUCCUAUUAUGUCCUCGCAGCUUCCUACCGAAUCAUGUGUGUGCCACAGACUUGUAUACCCAGAAGGCUUUCUGCGGUGUUUACUCCCCUGAUGGGACCAUUUUUAUGUCAGCUUGUCAAGGUAAAGUUCUGCCCUUUCCUUAAAUUUUCUUUCUCUCUAUUUAUAUCUUUGACAACCUUCUUCCAUUUCCAUCUCUGUUUCCUACUUUAUCACCUUUUCUUACUGAUAAUACUAUAGCAUUUACCUUCACUUUUGGCAGUAUUAUUUCUGUUAUACUUAAUUUUCGCAACACACUCGUUUUUUUCUUCUCUCCGCUCAAUUAUCUCUCAUAAACUUGAUCUUCCUGAUCCUACUUCUUUUUUUUCUUCUUCAUUUCUUCUAUGGCCUUCAAGCUGUCACAUUGUCUCUUCUCUGUUUGGUCAGAUCAGAAUAUCCGACUGUACAAUUGUCGUCAUGGAGCCUUCAAGAAAUUCCGCACAGUGAAAGCUCGUGAUGUUGGCUGGAGUGUCUUAGAUGUAGCCUUUACCCCUGAUGGAGGGCACUUCAUGUACUCCAGCUGGUCAGACUACAGUCAGUAUACAUAAAAUGGGGAUGAAAGGUUUUGUUUGUAAAUUUAAAGCCAGUAAGUUAAAAACUACUUAGAGUUUAAUGUGCGUCAAUGUGAGGUAUCACAUGACUAUCACCAUAUACUAUUUGUCACAGUGGGAGUCACCUGUACAGCUAGGAACAGCUGUCAGGGACCAAUCAAUCACUUUAGAAAAGUAUCAUAGUUUUUGUGUUUAAAUCUGCGAUCUAUGCAUUGUAGUGUAUUACCCCAUUGCCUCACUAUGUGUGUAGAUAUUGAGACCAACCUACCUUAAGAUGUAUUUUACAUAUUUUUAUGUUAUCCGUUAAGGUUUCAAAGUCUUUUAGGCUUUACAAGUGAGAAAUUAAGUUGAGAAAAUAACCAAUGCAUAAUACCGACAAAGCAAUACAAAUAUUAUUGACUAUUUUUCUUGUAUAUGCAAUUGUGCAUUUGUUCCCUAUAUAUAUGUAUAAUUUUUAAAAUUAUUUUUACAAUCUGACUUUUAGGCGUUUAAAACUACUGUAUAUUGCUUACUGAUAGUUCAUGGUCUGAAGGUUGUUGGAAAUGGUAGCAGGGUUGUCAAACUAAUUUUCUAAUGUCUAUAUGCAAAAAAGCAAACACAUGCUCCCAUACAUACAUACAUACAUACAUGCAGUCACAAACACAAAAAGAUACACAGUGCGAAGGAGAAAUUCACAAACAGAUACACACUGUGAGACAUAUAUAGAGAUAAACAUUUCCACAUACACAAGUAUACAAUGCUACACACAAAGCUACAUGUACACACGCACUUUACCAAAUACACACUCUCACACACAAAGAUACCAACAAUAACACUCAUACAUACGCUAAUAGACAUAGAUAAAUGAUCAGGUACACAGAGUCAUACACAGACCAUUACAGAAAAACACUUUCACAAGCAUACACAGCAAAGAAUAACCACAUAGAUACACUCACAGGUAUAUACAUGCGCAAUAAUUAAAAUAUACAUUAUUUCUAUCCACCCUCCUGUUGGCAUACCAUGCUUUUGCAAGAGGGAUGCUCACUGUGAUCCAUGGGAAUUGGGCUCUGCUCAGUGCCAGUUUCCCUGCUCCCAUGCGACACCCAUUGAGCCCUUGGAGGAAGCGGUAGGAUAUAUCACUUCCUCCCAGUGCUGACUUUAGGGUGGAAGGGAGAGUGUCAACUGAGCAGAGGGAGCCCUAAAUGGGCUAAUGCGAUCAUGUAAGGGGCAGCAUUCUGCCACUGAAUAUGAAUUGUCCUGCAGAGGUAAUUCUAGCAGAGUAGAGCCACAAAAUGCUACCAGAAUUAAGGAGCCUUUCUCACCUAUAGUUUGCUUGAUCUCUUAACAGCAUCCAUGAUUUUAAUAAUGCUUGCUGUGUGUACAGGUGCCUGUCUCGAAGAGGCAGCGGGAAGUGUGAGAUUCUACUGCACUCAGGACCUAAAGUCUGCAUCUGUGAACGUAUACAUGGACGUAGCUGUGCAUGUCCAACAUAUGUCUCAUGUGGUUGACAUUUUAAUAAAGUUUAGAAGCAUGUCAGAUAUAUUCAGGAAUUAAGCUCAUUUUUAGGAGCCACUGAUUGAAUAAACCAGUUUCCAGCAGUAGCAUUUUAAGAGCAGUUGCUUCCUUGUUUUGUGUUGUUUUUUUAAGUGUGUUUAACAUAAACUCUGUAUGCUGCAUAGUAUUUGGUUGCCUCUUUUUGUAGACAUUUGAUUAUAUAGAUGUGAAUGUUUGGAACAACACAAGUAAGAUUCUUGUACUUGUUUUGGUCCAAGAAGCCUACAGUGUAUAGUGGUCAGUAGAACUUGAUAUUUGGGCCCUGCUUUUGUUGUAUUUGUUUGACAUAAUUUAAUAAGCACUCUGGGCAGAAGAAGAAAGAAACAUGUUUUACUGUAGUUGUUCUGGUGCAUAGAUUGUCCCUUUAAAGGAACACUAUAGUGUCAGGAACACACACACUGGCUCAAACUGAAUGAUCUCAGCCAAUCCAUAGGAAAUCAUUUGAAGGCUAUUGCACAUGUGCAGCAAAAGGGUGUUCUACACCAUUUUGCAUCUCCUCAUACAGAUGCAUUGACUCAAUGCAUCUCUUUGGGGGAUGUCAAGCCUCUCCAUGCAGAGUGUGGAGAUGGUGAACGCCAGUGCUGCACACUGUGCAUCACUGACACAGAAAGCAUCUCUAGUGGCCGUAUGAGUGACUGCCGUUAGAGUUGUUACUGGGCAGUAAUGUAAACACUGCCUUUUCUCUGAAAAGGCAGUGUUUACAUUAAAAAGCCUGCAGGGAGAUGCUAUAGACACCAGAACAACUACAUUAAGUGUUACACAUAGCUUCCUCCUCUGGUUAAUAGCACAAAGAAACUCAGCAGGAGUGAGAGGUCCCAAAAUUGUGUAAAUGUAGCUUAUCAUAUAGUUGUGCCAUUGGUCUACUUUCAUAUUUAUCCACAAGCACUUUUUUGCCACUAGACUAUUAGAAUGUUUUACCCUUUAUUGUAUACCAUUUAAAAUUUAUAUUAUCUUUAAAGACUUUUCUUGUACUUGUCAUGAGGAAUAUUUUUGAAAUCAAGUGCCUUCUUUUCUAUAGUAAUGAAAUAACCAAUAAAAAAUAGCUCUUCUUCUCCCCCCCCCCCUGUAACGCCUCCCCGAUUAAAGUUUCCCAUUCUCAUGUGAUAGUCACACUACUUGUCUGUUAACCCCUUCUCUUCUAAGUGUAUGACAUAUGCUGGAAUCAACCUUAAUUGUGCCAGGUUAACAUAGAAACAUAGGUUACACACACUACACUUAUUAUUCACCAUACAGACUUCAUCUAACAACAAGCAAGAACAUGUCCACUUGUUCCAAAUGUUCCCAAAAGAGGAUUUAUAUCACUGUGCGAGUUCCCCAGUCAGUCAGGUUUAGCGCCUUUACAUUUAUUUUUAACUAAACUCAGUUUUUUGUUUAAAAUGUAUUUGCUAUACACUCUAACAAACAAAGAAACCAUUGUGAAAAAAAUUCUCCAGAUAUGGAACCCUUAUUUAUCAACUUUGACUCUGACCUUCCAGUCAAAUAUCAGUGCUACCUUGUAAUUCAAGACAUGGUUCUCAGCAGAGAUGAUAGUGGGAUAUGACCCUCUAUUGACUGUACCUCACGAUAACAAAUAAUCUAACGUUAAAGGAAUACUAUAGGGUCAGGAACACAAACAUGUAUUUCUGACCCUAUAGUGUUAAACCCACCAUUUAGGUGGCUUGCCCCCCUUAAAAGGAAUUAAAACUCACCUUAUUUCCAGCGCCGCGCAGGUCCACCAGCGCUGGCCCUGCCCCCUUGGUGACAUAAUCAGAUUUGUCGAUUUUUAGCCAAUCCAAUGCUUUCCCAUGGCUAAAAUCGACAAGGGGGUGGGGCCAAACGCUAUUUUGGCCAAUUAACACCUCCUCGUAGAGCUGCAUUGAAUCAAUGCAUCUAUAUGAGGAAAAUUCAGUGUCCCCAUGUCCCUUUAAUUUUAACUUAGAGGGAAACAGCAACAUCCUGGGAAACUGCAAAACUUUGAGAUUUUUAGCUUUUGCUCUUGUUCAUAUGAACUGCUUAUUUCUAGUUCACAAAUGGAUGGCCUCAUACUCUAGCUUAAACAUAGGGACUUGGACACCAAAUACCUUAGUGGUCAAGACCUUCUCAACCUUGUUUAAUAUUGGGAAAAUUUCCCAUUCUAGCGGAGGUGGGGGGAUUGGGAUGGAGGAGCAGGGAGCGGGUCAGUUAUUCAAAAUAACGAAUGUGUUACUUUUCCUUUAAGUUUAAAGUUUCUAUAAAACUGGAAAAUGACUUUAGAGUAUAUAUUGUCACAUUUUUCAGCCCUCAGUCCUUAUUAUUCAAUGACUGCCAAAAGUGUCUAAUGAUGUCUGGCAUUCCUAAUAAAAACAUUUCUGCAAAACAAAAGUCAGACUGCUAUACACUAAGCUUACUAUGCUGGCAAAUUUACUGCACAUCAUUGUUUUACAUAAUCUUAAACAAAAUGUAUUUCUCUGAUUUCAGUUCAUGUAUGCAACAUAUAUGGAGAUGCUGAUUCUCAUGUAGCGCUAGAUCUAAGGUACAAAGUUUAUAUAAUUUAUUUAUUGACAUUUAUUUGUGCAGUUUCCUUUUGUAAACUUACUUCAUUUUUAACCAAUUACUUCAACUGUCAUUCCAUGUCCAUGCUUUGCUGAAGCUUUGACUUCUCUACUCUGACUUUAUUCUCUCUUCACCAGCCUCUUUCUUUUCUUUCUUCUCUAAUGUGCAGUCCCUCAGAGCGCCGUUUCGCAGUUUUCUCACUCACUGUGUCUUCUGAUGGUCGAGAAGUGCUUGGGGGGUAAGUACUAAUUGGUUCAGUAUUUACUGGUGUGUUUUUAUAGUUUUAUAUUUGUACAGCAGCAUGAGAAGCAAGACAUAAAAACACACAUAUAUAUAUAUAUUGCAUGCUUACUAUACCCUGUAUAGAUUAGUUUACUCAACAUGUUCACUUCAAAAUUGAGAACUGUAAUUUUCUCAUAUAUACUGGGUCUAUGAAAAUAAAUAAAUACUAAUGAUCUAAAAAAAACAAAAAACUAUAAAACAUUGCUAGCAUCUUUAGUGUCCCCUUUUGUUUUGUUGCUCAUUAAUCCGUUAAUAGCAUUUCAAUGGCAAGUCUUUACAUUCGCUAACAGUUCUACUGUUAUUAUGCUAUUAUUGACAGCUCUUUUUGGUAUUUUACAAAAAGGAAUUAAAGAAAAGGAAAAUUCGAAGGAAACAUUUGUUUUAUAUAAUAGUUACAGUUGAAAGAAAAAGUAUGUGAACCCUUUGGAAUUAUAUGGAUUUCUGCACAAAUUGGUCAUAAAAUGUGAUAUGAUCAUCAUCUAAGUCACAACAAUAGACAAUCACAGUCUGCUUAAACUAAUAACACACAAAGAAUGAAAUGUUGCCAUGUUUUUAUUGAACACACCAUGUAAACAUUCACAGUGCAGGUGCAAAAAGUAUGUGAACCCCUAGACUAAUGACAUCUCCAAGAGCUAAUUGGAGUGAGAUGUCAGACAACUGGAGUCCAAUCAAUGAGAUGAGAUUGGAGGUGUUGGUUACAGCUGCCCUGCCCUAUAAAAAACACACACCAGUUCUGGGUUUGCUUUUCACCAGAAGCAUUGCCUGAUGUGAAUGAUGCCUCGCACAAAAGAGUUCUCAGAAGACCUACGAUUAAGAAUUUUUGACUUGCAUAAAGCUGGAAAGGGUUAUAAAAGUAUCUCCAAAAGCCUUGCUGUUCAUCAGACAAAUUGUCUAUAAAUGGAGAAAGUUCAGCACUGCUGCUACUCUCUUUAGGAGUGGCCGUCCUGUAAAGAUGACUGCAAGAGCACAGCGCAGACUGCUCAGUGAGGUGAAGAAGAAUCCUAGAGUGUCAGCUAAAGACUUACAAAAGUUACUGGCAAAUGCUAACAGCCCUGUUAGUAAAUCUACAAUACGUAUAACACUAAACAAGAAUAGAUUUCAUGGGAGGAUACCACAGAGGAAGCCACUGCUGUCCAAACAAAACAUUGCUGCACGUUUACAGUUUGCACAAGAGCACCUGGAUGUUCCACAGCAGUACUGGCAAAAUAUUGUGGACAGAUGAAACCAAAGUUGAGUUGUUUGGAAGAAACACACAACACUAUGUGUGGCGAAAAAAAGGCACAGCACACCAACAUCAAAACCUCAUCCCAACUGUGAAGUAUUGUGGUGGGGGCAUCAUGGUUUGGGGCUGCUUUGCUGCGUCAGGGCCUGGACGGAUUGCUAUCAUCGAAGGAGAAAAAUGAAUUCCCAAGUUUAUCAAGACAUUUUGCAGGAGAACUUAAGGCCAUCUGUCUACCAGCUGAAGCUCAACAGAAGAUGGGUGUUGCAACAGGACAAUGACCCAAAGCAUAGAAGUAAAUCAACAACAGAAUGGCUUAAACAGAAGAAAAUACACCUUCUGAAGUGGCCCAGUCAGAGUCCUGACCUCAAACAGAUUGCGAUUCUGUGGCAUGACCUCAAGAAAGCGAUUCACACCAGACAUCCCAAGAAUAUUGCUGAACUGAAACAGUUCUGUAAAGAGGAAUGGUCAAGAAUUACUCCUGACCGUUGUGCACGUCUGAUCUGCAACUACAGGAAGCGUUUGGUUGAAGUUAUUGCUGCCAAAGGAGGUUCAACCAGUUAUUAAAUCCAAGGGUUCACAUACUUUUUCCACCUGCACUGUGAAUGUUUACAUGGUGUGUUCAAUAAAAACAUGGCAACAUUUCAUUCUUUGUGUGUUAUUAGUUUAAGCAGACUGUGAUUGUCUAUUGUUGUGACUUAGAUGAUGAUCAGAUCACAUUUUAUGACCAAUUUGUGCAGAAAUCCAUAUCAUUCCAAAGGGUUCAUAUACUUUUUCUUGCAACUGUAUACUUCAAGGAGUAAUCGAUACACUUCAAGCAUUAGAAAUGUAUAGAAGCGACUUGAUUACUGGUCAAAUGGGCAUUGCAUUUGCAGAUUAAGAAUGUUACCUACGCUCGUUUGUAUCGUAAUAUGUAACCAUAGUCAUGUUAGGAAAUAUUGGAUGAUGUGAAAAAAAUUAUAAAAGGAGAACCGCAGAGAGGGCAGAAGAUUACCUACCACCAAGGAUAUUGGUCCUGAAAAGGAAAUAAAAAAAAUAAAAAAUUGUUAUGAUGUAAUUAUUUCCGUUAAAUGGUCCUAUAGGUGGUAGCUAGAUUUGUAUUUAUAAUUUGUUGUUUAUUGAGGAGUAGAAACAUACAGUACUGCUAUGUGUGCCAUUUGUGCAAUUGUUACAGAGCCAAUGAUGGGUGUGUGUAUGUGUACGACCGUGAGCAAAAUAUCCGAACAUUAAAGGUACUGAGGCUAAGCUGUUUUCACUUUCUUUCAUUACCUUUUCCCUCACCUUCACUUCAGUAAUUACUUAUUCUCAACUUAUGAUGUCAUAUUAAUUAUAAAUUUUGUAAAGUCUUUCUUCAACUGUCUCCUUUUUUUUCUUCUUCCUAUUAUGCAAUAUCUCCUUUUUGGAAGUAAAUCAGUUCUUGCUGUAGAAAUCAAGUUGUUUACUAUUCUUUUCUCAGUUUUGUAUCCCUAAUCAUAUACAUUUAUUUAUACUAGCCCUUCUUUAGAUUUAUUAGCCUUUUGUUUAUUUCUUAACCAUUAAAGGACCACUCUAGGCACCCAGACCACUUCAGCUUAAUGAAGUGGUCUGUGUGCCAGGUCCUUCUAGGGUUAACCCAUUUUUUUAUAAACAUAGCAGUUUCAGAGAAACUGCUAUGUUUAUGAAUGGGUUAAGCCUUCCCCCUAAUCCUCUAGUGGCUGUCUCAUUGACAGCCACUAGAGGCGCUUGCGUGCUUCUCACUGUGAUUUUCACGGUGAGAGCACGCAAGCGUCCAUAGGAAAGCAUUGUAAAUGCUUUCCUAUGCGACGGGCUGAAUGCGCGCGCAGCUCUUGCCGCGCGUGCGCAUUCAGCCCAGGAGGAGGAUCGGAGGCAGAAUGCUCCCCGCCCAGCGCUGGAAAAAGGUAAGUUUUUAACCCUUUCCCCUUUCCAGAGCCUGGCGGGAGGGGGUCCCUGAGGGUGGGGGCACCCUCUGGGCACUAUAGUGCCAGGAAAACGAGUAUGUUUUCCUGGCACUAUAGUGGUCCUUUAAGCCUACUCCCUAUUUCCAAAGUUUAACCCCCUUCUGUAUACUUUAGAUUUCUCCUCUUUUCCACUUCCCACACUUUCUUUACUUUAUCACUUGUAGUAUGUUUUUUUCUAUAGCUAUUUUGCUGUUGGUAUUUUUACCCCUCUGUAAUUCCCUUGUCUUUUUCUUUUGUUUAUACUAUUCUUUCUUCAACCUCUUUGCCUCUUAGUUUUUUCUUUUAUAAAUACAUUUUAACAAAUGCUCUUGUCUUGCCCUCUUACAUUUUCGCCUUCCAUUCAAGUUUUUCUCUGCUUGUAUAAGACCCUCCAUAGAAAUCCAUUCACUUGCAUUUUAGCUCUCCAUUCACUGGUUUCCUCUACCUUAGUGUGACUCUGAGUUUGCAUUUCUUACCUCUAUCUCCUACAUGAAUUCAGAUUUCUUCCCAUGAAGACGAUGUGAAUGCUGUUUCAUUUGCUGAUGACAGUUGUCACAUCCUGUACUCUGGUGGUGAUGAUGCUCUGUGUAAAGUGUGGGACCGCCGAACUAUGAGAGAGGAUGAUCCAAGGCCAGUGGGGGUGCUAGCUGGACAUCAAGAUGGCAUCACCUUUAUACACAGUAAGGUGAGAUAAAGACUUUAACUUCUUUCAUGUUAUGCUUCAUUACGCUUCUCUACGUUUCUGUGCAUCAGCACAGGUAUGGAAUGUAACUGUUAGUUGAGUGCCACUGGCCUGUAGACAAUAGCACCUAGCAUCCUGCAGGUUGUCUACCUGUUCUUUUGUUAACAUUUCAUGUGCUCUCCUAUAUAAUCAUGCACAGCCUGUUUUAUACCUCUUUCUCGGUCAGAGUACUCUGCCUAAGUAUUGUAUGUUGCCUUCUGCUUAGCUUGUUUCUUUGGUAUUUUUAGAACUAAAAUAAAUUUUUAUGUAGUUGGUGUUCCGGUAAUUAUAAUUUAACAUAUACCAUUGAAAGGAUACUAAAGGCAGCAAAAACAACAUUAGGUUAAUGAAACAGUUUUGUUGUAGACACUGAUCAGCCACUAUAUUAAAAGUACUGACAGUGGAAGUAAAUAACAUUGAUGACAUCAUUACAAUGGCACCUGUCCAGGGGUGUACUAUAUUAGACAGCAAGCGAACAGUUAGUUCUUGAAUUUCAUGCGUUGGAAGGAGGAAAAAUGGUAAAGUGAAAAGAUCUGAGUGAGUUUCACAAGUGCCAAAAAGUGAUGGCCAGACAGCAAGUCUUGUGGGGUGUUUCUGGUAUGAAGUUGUUAGUACGUACGGAAAGUAGUGCAGGGAGGACAACCUAGGAACCAGCGUGAGGGCCCAAGGGGAGCCAAGGCUAACCUUCGAUAAUACCUGUCCACCUCUGAAAGCCCCUUCAAUGGGGACGUGAGCAUCAUAACUGGACCAUGGAGCAAUAGAAGAAGGCUGCCUGGGCUGAUGAAUCACAUUUUCAUUUAGAUCAAAUCGAUGUCUGGAUGUAUGUACAUUGUUUACCUGAGGAAGAGAUAGCAGCAGGAUGCAUUGUGAGAAAAGGGCAGGCCAUAAGAGGCAGUCUUAUGUUCUGGGCAAUGUUCUGCUGGGAAAGCUUGGGUCCUAGCAUUUAUGUGGAUGUUGCCAUAUACUACCUACCUAGAGAUUGUUGCAGACCACGUACACACCUUCAUGGCAGUGGUGUUCCCUGAUGGCAGUGGCCUCUUUCAGCAUGAUAAUGCACCCUGCCUCACUGCAAAAAUUGUGCAGAAAUGGUGAGAGGAACAUGACAAAGAGUUCAAGUUGUUGCAUUAGCUUCCAAAUUUCCUAUUUCCGAUUAAGCAUCUGUGGGAUGUGCUAGAACAACAUAUUCGAUUUAUGGAAGCCACACCUUGCAACUUGCAGGACUUAAAAUAUUUACUACUAAUGUCUUGGUGCCAGAUACCACAGGACAUGGUUAGAGGUCUUGUGGCGUCCAUGCCUUGAUGCAUCGGAGCUGUUUUGGCAGCAUAAGGGGGACCUACACAAUAUUAGGUUGGUAGUUUUAAUGUUGUGGCUGAUCAGUGUAAAUCAUGACUGUAGUUUCUAUGCUCAGUUCUCUGCCAUUUAGGAGUUAAAUCACUUUUGUUUAUGUUUAUUUAGCCCUAUCCACACCCUUCUGGCUGUUUAUGACAUAGCCUGCAAAAAAUGUUUUAUUUUCAAGCAGAGGUUAACUUGCAUUAGACAUUGUUAUCUCCUGUUCCUUAAAUUGACCUUUAAUCACACACAAGAGGCUCUGGCAUGGUCUAGAAGGCUAUUAACACAGCAGGAGAUAAUUCUAGAUUAAACAGACUAUGCAAUACAGGACCUAAUAUAACUAGGUUAUUUUUCAGGAAGUGUUUCAGAAAGAUGUGCAAGUCACAUGCAGGGAUUUAACUCCUAAAUGGCAGAGAAUUGAGCAGUUAGGCUGCUGGUUCAUGUUGUAUUGAGCUAAAGUUGUUUUGGUGUCUAUAGAGUCCCUUUAAGACAGAUGCAUUUGUAGACACUGCAUUGCGCUAACUUUAAAAAUGUUGUUUAUUAUAGAUUUCAACUUGUUAUAUUUGUCUUUGUUUAAUGAUCAUGUGCUUGUAUGAGUUAAACAGGUUGUAAUUUUUAAUUAUAUUGCGAAAUGUUUUAAUAUGUAUGAUAGGCAAUAGUCUUAUUAGUUUAACAAGAUUACACAAUAAAAGCCAACAUAAAUGUGCUAGGCUGUGGUGUUUAUUUAAAGCUUAAGUGGCAUAGAACCAUAUGUCUAAAACAUUUUAGAUAUAUAACUUUAACCCUUUACCUAAAUUAACUUUAUUAAACUGCACUAAACUGACAGUCAGUCCUAGAUGACCUGAUUGCCUUUUAAAAACAUUUGCCACCAUAUCCUUCUGUAAUCCUUCCUCAGAACUUGACCCUGAGGAUGGCCUUUUGCGUCACUAUCUCGAUUGGGGGACAAUAAAUCUUCCCUAGUGGAGCCCCCUUCUUCCCCCCAGCACCUUCUCAAUCAUAUUUUGCAAAUACAAGUUAAAAAUAUAAUUGCUAACAUUUUAUAAAUGAAUUUGAUCCUUACUAAAUAGGCCUAAAUCCUUUCUAUCUAUUUCUAAGUGCCUGUACGCAGAACCACACGCCAGUGGCAAAUAUUGUCAUUGCAACGUUUAGCUUCUUUCACACUCUUUCUUGCACUCUAAAUCCUUUGAGUCUAAUGAACUCAAGCACAGGACCAUCUGCGACCAAACUAAAAAAGCUGCAGGUCAGUUGACAUUAAAACAUUUUUUUAAACAACGCAAUAAAUUAACAGUUUUAACCAAACCCACAUCAUUACUUCUUAUGUGUAAAAUUAAAACCUCUGUAACUGCCCAUCUCAUAGAGCAAACCAGGAUAAUUUCUGUGUUUUGAGAAAUUCUCAAACACCCACACAUUUCCAAUAUAUCACCACAUCAUCAUGAUUGAGGCUUACGUUCAAUCCAUAUAUUCUUGAUCCUGCACUAGGUUAUGGCCCACUUAACAGAAGAAUGCCCUGUAACCCAAACAUUUGUUAAAUGGUACUUAAAUAACAAGGAAUGAAAUAAGGAGAAAGUUAUUACAUCAUAUUGUCAUGCACAUACAGCUUAAAGGACCACUAUAGGCACCCAGACCACUUCAGCUUAAUGAAGUGGUCUGGGUGCCAGGUCCAUCUAGGAUUAACCCUUUUUUUUAAUAAACACAGCAGUUUCAGAGAUUUUCACAGUGAGAAGACGCCAGCGUCCAUAGGAAAGCAUUGUGAAUGCUUUCCUAUGGACUGGCUGAAUGCGCACGCGGCUCUUGCCGGGCAUGCGCAUUCAGCCGAAGAGGGAGGAGAGGAGGAGGAGAGUUCCCCGCCCGGCGCUGGAGAAAGAGGUAAGUUUAACCCCUUCCUCUCCAUCCAGCCCGGCUGGAGGGGGACCCUGAGGGUGGGGGCACCCUCAGGGCAUUAUAGUGCCAGGAAAACGAGUAUGUUUUCCUGGCACUAUAGUGGUCCUUUAAAGGAAAAUUAUAGCAUUAUUAAUACAAAACCUGUAUUCUUAACACUAUAGUGUCCUGACACCUAUUUAGGUGUCAUCGUGUUGUCAUGCUCAUUUACAUUAAGUGGUCUGGGGGCUGAUAGUGUCCCUUUCAAACAGUCUGACUGCAGUCUCCCAAUUCUCUUAAUUGCAUCUGCUCCAAAACCCAUUUUGCUCCCUGUAUCAAUCCUGAAAGAACGAGAAAUACUUUUGCCUUCAUAACCCAGCUUUAUAAAGCACAAAUGUAAAAGUCAUUGAAAAUAAAAACAUGUGAACCACUUAAGGAUCACAUGAUGCUCUAUACCGUCAUGCUGUGCAAGUCUUUAAUGCCCAGUGACAGCAUAUAGACCAUCAUGCAGUAAAAUUUUUGAUUCUCGCAUGAGUCAAGCAAAGGCAUUUAUCUUGUUUAGCUCUUUCACUGAAAUGCUGAUUCUUCUAUCCACAGGGUGAUGCGCGGUAUCUACUAUCCAAUUCCAAAGAUCAGAGUAUUAAAUUAUGGGAUAUCAGGCGCUUUUCAGGACCAGAGGGCCUGGAGGCCUCCCGUAGAGUAGUGACCCAGCAAAACUGGGAUUAUCGUUGGCAGCAGGUACCCAAAAGAGGUAAGCUAAUAUCCUCAACAAGAUCAUAGUAGUUAAAGGACAACUCAACAUCCAUAAUGCACUUCAGCUUGUUAAGUGCUUUAUGGGUGAGGAGUAUUCAAUUCAAAAGGCACUUUAUAAAAGUGAUGAUUUCUAUGAUAAAUCUGCACUUUUAUAAUUAAAUAAUGAAACACCCCAUGUGUAUCAUACAGCUAGGGAGGUUUGCAUACUGCUUCCGUUGGUGCGCUUGAGAUAAUGGAAGUGGCAGGCGUGCUCAAGUGGCUUCUUUCUGCAUUCCUACUCACAGAGCUCAGUUCACACGGAGGAAUAGCUUCAGAAACUGUAUUCCUAACACUAUAGUGUCUCUCUGCAACCCCCUUUACCCCCAGCAAAUAAAGGGUUAAAUACCCCUUUUACACUUACCUUACCUUGGCACUGGGUUGCACUCCUCCAACGUCAUACGAUGAAGGGAUUCUAAUGCGCAUGUGCAGUGAACGCAUUAGGCCUUCCCCAUAGGAAAGCAUUGAUAAUCAAUGCUUUCAUGUGAGGAUUUAGCAGACGCUGGACGUCCUCAUGCAAAGUGUGAAAGGCCAGGAACCGCCUCUAUGGCUGUGUGAUAGACAUCCACUAGAGGCAGGCUUAACCCCAAUGUAAACAUGGUAGUUUCUCUGAAUCUGCAGCUUCAGGGCUAACAUUAAAGGAACAGUGUACCCAGACCACUUCAAUGAGAUGAAGUGGUCUGGGUGCCUAUAGUGUCCCUUUAAUGAGAAGCCUCAUAAGAACUGCAGUAUCUGCAAGCUCUUUUAAGAUAUUCCCCCAAUGAAUACAUGCAUAAAAAAAAUGCAUGGUUGUAUUCAUUGUGGGAUAUAUCUGCUAAACCGUGAUUUUACUUAAUUUUUUUUUUUAAUAAUUAGCACUGUGGAAUGCUCGUUAAAUCAAUAAUCAGUCAGAAAAGCUAUAUAGCAAAAUUAUUUUAUAUGACCAUUGGUUUAUAUUCUUUUUUUCAUCCCAUUUUUCCCUUUCUUUUUUCGUGAUUACUAUCCAAUUUUAUUUUUUACUAAUUUCUCUUAGCACUCAGGAAAAAAAGGCUCCCAGGUGACACAUCUCUAAUGACAUAUCGUGGCCAUGGCGUCCUCCAUACACUGAUUCGAUGUCGCUUUUCACCAGAAUAUAGUACUGGUCAGCAGUAUGUGUACAGUGGUUGCUCCACAGGUCGUGUCGUAGGUAAAUAAAUAGUUGUUGAAGCAUGCUGAGCUAUUACAACUGAAACUUAACUCUACUUUUGUAUAACAGUACCCUCACCUUUUUCUUACUCUGGUCUUUUAUUUCUCAGACAUAUAUGUACACUUUUUUUUUUUUGUUUUCUCUCACCUUUGCUCGACUCUUAAGUUACUGCUCAUGAUAUUCCCAUUUAUAUAGAGGGAAAGAUGAACACCAUGAGAAGUUAAUUUUUCCUGCUUUCAUUUAACAGAUAUGAUAAAACUGUUUACCCUGUUUUAUCACUUCAGGCUUGAUUUUUUUUCCUUUUGGAGAAGCUGCGUCAUAUAACUCAACUCACCACCAUGCUAUAUCGGAUGAAAUCUCCAUCCCAUUCAACCUUCAAACUCUCCCUGAAAAGUCAUUCUAUUUAAGAAGCUUACAAUUUAUUCAGCUGGCCGUAUCCGUUAUUGUUCUAUGAUAACCAUGUAGACAACACAAUCUGUUGUUUUCUUUGUUUCCUCUACAAUUUUUUUUGACUUUGCUUCUGCUAUAGCUAUACCGAUCACACUGACUUAUCUGUCCCUAUGUUUCAGAUCUGUACCUUAUAUUUUAUAAGUCACAUACCAUAAGAUGUUAAGCUUGAGUUAAGGGCUAUCAAAACCUACAAUUAUUGUUUGUAUCUUUCUGUCAAACCAGGUUUUGUUACACUACAUAUUACAGCUGAAGAUUGUAAAGUAAAUGGUCUGCGACUUAGUCACAUUGGUCUGUCAGGAGUGAAUAGCUGACUAUAUGGAUUUUUUAUUAUGAAUGAAAAUGUAUAAAAGUUCAAGUUUUAUGAAAGAGGAAAAAAUAUAUAUUUUAAAGAUACACACACACUCUUAUUUAUAAUCCAGUUAUCUGUGAUGUGUAUGUGUUUAUGAGUGCACACAAAAGCUUUUUCUAAUUUGAAAUGGGAAAUAUUAUUUUGCUUGUUUUCUUCACUUCCCUUUUAGGGUUGAGUAUAUGGAAGAUUAUUUUUUUUAUUUUUUUACUGAUGCUGUCUUUUUCUCAAUUUCUUCAGUUUACGACUUAUUAACUGGCCAUAUAGUGACGAAAUUGGCAAAUCACAAAGCAUGCGUGCGAGAUGUCAGCUGGCAUCCUUGUGACAACCGGCUUGUUAGCAGCUCUGUAAGUGACACGAGAAGGAAAUGGGAUAAUCGAGGGGUUGUUUUGUUAGAAAUGAAAAGGGAGACAGUGUGAGAUAGGGGAGGUGAAAGAAUGGCUGAGAGGCAAAUUGAUUCAAGGGGAUAAAGCUGGGUGAUAAAAUUGUCUGAAUUUAAGAAGGAUAAAAUUUUUGUUUCUUAUUAGAGUACAAGUUGAAUGGGUUGGGGAAGAGUUCUGAAUGGGUUUCUAUAUAUGGGGACAAGAAAUAUGAAGAUGAAAGCACGUAAUAACUAUUUUUUUUCUCUCGUUCUUUUUCCCCUUGCACCUUCUGUUUUGUCAUUUCAGUGGGAUGGCAGUCUUCGUGUGUGGGAACACCGCCAAACUGAAUUUUACCCAGAAGACCUACGUACUCCCCCAUUAGAUUCUGAGGGCAGUCCAGCUAGCAGCUCUUCUUCAUGGUAG
Molecule: messenger RNA, 21809 nt
Organism: Pelobates cultripes (western spadefoot toad)
Lineage: Eukaryota; Metazoa; Chordata; Amphibia; Anura; Pelobatidae
Source: the annotation of a GenBank genome assembly